UCUUUUUUUUAUAGAAGCUGUGGCCAAUAGUAUAAACCUCUCCGAGAAAUAAAAGAACCGUAGAGGCUGAGGAGGAGAUAGAAUUAUAGAAACAGAGCAAGAGGCAGAGCAUGAAUGAAUGAUGAUGGGUGCAACUGGUAGUUUAUCAGCCAAGGACUUGUUUUCUGGGGUUUUGAUCUCAAACCCAUCUUUGAGAUUCAAUAAAUGGUCUCACAAAGCGAACCAGUGCCUCCGGUUGAGGCCUUCUACGUUGCGUGCAGGUCUCUCAUCAAUCUGCAAGACUUCACCAGACACUAACCAUGUAGGGUUCAAGAAGCAAGACGACCUCCAUUCCUUCUUGCAGAUUCUUCCAUGUGAUUUACGUGACAAUCUCUUGAAUGAACCCAAAAGAAGUCAACUUUUAGAGGUUAUAUUGGAUUUGGGUCGAUUGCCUGAAGCACGUUAUCUCGGUGAACUUGGUGGGCAGUUUUUGGGAAGAACUACGGUCUCAGAAAAAGAGUUGGAGUAUGCUCAAAAUGCUGUUGGGGAUUUUGGGGAGGACAAUAGAGCUGGUAUAGAGGGUACCCUGCACAGAAUAUCUGCUAUCAGAAAUAGGGAAGGGAGUAUAGUUGGAUUGACUUGCCGUGUUGGCAGGGCAAUCAAUGGUUACAUUGACAUGGUUUAUGAUCUGCUUCAGUAUGGAAAGAGCAUAUUGUUUGUUGGAAGGCCUGGUGUUGGCAAGACUACUGUUAUUCGAGAGAUUGCCUGUGUUCUGUCAGAUGAAUUCCACAAAAGAGUGGUCAUUAUCGACACAAGCAAUGAAAUAGGAGGGGACGGAAAUAUUCCACAUGCAGCAAUAGGAGGUGCACGGAGAAUGCAGGUACCUGAAUUAUCAUUGCAACACAGAGUCAUGAUAGAGGCGGUAGAGAAUCACACACCUGAGGUGAUCAUUGUUGAUGAGAUUGGCACAGAAGCUGAAGCUAAUGCUUGUCGAUCAAUUGCUGAGAGAGGAGUCAUGCUUAUUGGUACAGCUCAUGGACAGCGGCUUGAGAAUAUAAUAAAGAAUCCUACUCUUUCUGACUUGGUUGGCGGAGUGGAAACUGCUACAUUAGGAGAUGCAGAAGCCAAAGAUAGGAACUGUCGGAAAAGCAUUCUCGAAAGGCGAGCUCCUCCAACAUUUGAUUUUGUGGUUGAAAUGAGAGAGAGGAACUAUUGGGUUACACAUCAGACACAUAAGAGCGUAGAUAUGUUGCUCAGAGGUAAAGCCCCACAAGUCGAGGUCAGGAGAAGAGAUGCCAAGUCUAAGGUUAUAAUAGAAAGAUCAAUAUCAUAUGAUAAGUGUGAUGCUUAAAUCGUUUCUGCCAAUUUGGCGUUUCAUUAUUAAAAGGUUUAUGGAUAAUCUCUUCUUCAGUUUCUCUGUCGAUAGUUGUUCAUCAUUGUGGCUAAAACGCUCUGCAAUUAUAGUUAUUUAUGUAUUUAUUUAUUUAUUUUCCUUUGGGACGUUGCGCCAUGUACACUAGAUACUUGCCAUCAAAAAAAUUAAAAAGAUACUUUAGCCGUA
Molecule: messenger RNA, 1540 nt
Organism: Ziziphus jujuba (common jujube)
Lineage: Eukaryota; Viridiplantae; Streptophyta; Magnoliopsida; Rosales; Rhamnaceae
Exons: 9
Coding region: 119-1330 (403 amino acids)
Molecular function (GO): ATP hydrolysis activity
Source: RefSeq, a predicted model, not a curated record